Bufo gargarizans (Asiatic toad) is the source of this 3492-nucleotide messenger RNA. It is a transcript of the gene ALDH9A1, whose product is annotated as aldehyde dehydrogenase 9 family member A1. The transcript is spliced from 12 exons. Lineage: Eukaryota; Metazoa; Chordata; Amphibia; Anura; Bufonidae. The coding region runs from base 168 to 1724 and encodes 518 amino acids. The record is from RefSeq and is a predicted model, not a curated record. Gene Ontology annotation, molecular function: 4-trimethylammoniobutyraldehyde dehydrogenase (NAD+) activity; aminobutyraldehyde dehydrogenase (NAD+) activity.
UGAGCGUCUACAUGAUAGAUGCCACUGACUGAGGUGAGAGCGCCUGCUCUGUGCGUCUGCUAUGCCGAUUUAUUCCUGGAAUGUAACGCACUGAAGACUCAGACUUGGAUCCACUCCCAACCGCCCUUGAGAUUGGAAGCAGAAGCUACAAGUUUAAGGGCCACUGAAUGAAACUUCUCCGAGCUGCUCCUAUCAUUCGCUUUCUGAUCCCAAAACUACGACAAACCAUGAGCCGUUCUCUCAGCACCGGGGUUUUCCAGAACUCCCAGCCCCUCAAUUACCGGGCAGGGGGUAGAGUGCAGCCUGUGGACUCGGUGGGACAAGAACAAGCGUAUGAACCAUCCACAGGCCGGGUCAUUGCAACUUUUGCUUGCUCUGGAGAAAAAGAAGUCAAUGAAGCCAUUCAAAGUGCCAAGUCUGCUUUCAAAAUAUGGCGUCAGAAAUCGGGAAUGGAGCGAAGCCGCGUCUUGUUGGAGGCAGCGCGUAUUAUCAGGGAGCGCAGUGAAGAACUGGCCACCAUGGAGACCAUCAACAAUGGGAAAUCCAUCUUUGAAGCGAGAGUGGACAUUGAUGUUUCUUGGCAGACGCUGGAGUAUUAUGCUGGACUUGCGGGUAGCAUGGCUGGACAACAUGUGCAGCUCCCAGGAGGAUCGUUUGGUUACACAAGAAGGGAACCUCUCGGUGUCUGUGUAGGGAUUGGAGCCUGGAACUACCCCUUCCAGAUUGCCUGCUGGAAGUCCGGACCUGCACUAGCAUGUGGCAAUGCUAUGGUGUACAAACCAUCUCCCUUCACUCCUAUUACAGUAGUUUUGCUCGCUGAGAUCUUCACGGAGGCCGGGGCCCCUCCAGGUCUCUUUAAUGUGGUCCAGGGGGCCGCAGCCACUGGGGAGUUCCUCUGUAAGCAUCCAGAGGUGGCCAAAAUAUCAUUCACUGGCAGCGUCCCCACCGGCUCAAAGAUCAUGGAAAUGGCUUCCAAAGGUAUUAAACCUGUGACCCUGGAGCUCGGAGGAAAGUCUCCUCUCAUUAUCUUCUCUGACUCUGACUUUGACAAUGCUGUGAAUGGUGCUCUGAUGGCCAACUUCCUCACCCAGGGACAAGUAUGUUGCAAUGGCACACGUGUCUUUGUUCAAAGGGACAUAUUGCAAAAGUUUACUGAAGAAGUGGUGAAGAAGGUGGCAAAAAUAAAAAUUGGGGACCCUCUUUUAGAAGACACCAGGAUGGGACCACUCAUUAACCGUCUUCAGCUGGAGAAAGUGCUUGCCUUUGUUAAAGGUGCAAAAGAACAAGGUGUCAAGGUGCUGAUCGGUGGUGAGCCAUACGUCCCAGCAGAUCCUAAACUGAAGUCCGGAUUUUUCAUGAGCCCUUGUGUAUUAGGAGAAUGCAAGGAUGAUAUGACCUGCGUCAAGGAAGAAAUUUUUGGUCCUGUGAUGUCCAUCCUGCCUUUUGAUACAGAGGAAGAAGUUCUGGAAAGAGCCAAUAACACAACAUACGGUUUGGCUGCAGGAGUCUUUAGCAGGGACAUCCAGCGCGCUCAUAGAGUGGUGGCUGGUCUGCAGGCCGGUAUGUGUUUCAUCAACAAUUACAACGUGAGUCCCGUUGAACUGCCUUUUGGAGGCUACAAAAAGUCUGGCUUUGGACGUGAAAAUGGACAAGUUGCCAUUGAGUACUAUUCGCAGCUGAAGACGGUCUGCGUGGAGAUGGGAAAUGUCGAGUCAGUGUUUUAAAUGGCCGGCGUGUCCCCACAGCGACGUUCUUGUUAGUAUUCCACAUUGAAUGAUGUUCUAUAUGGAAGGGUCUUGUCACACCACAUAUAUUUUUUCUAGUGUCAUAAUAAAAUUUGUAGACUGUGCUACCCAGUGUCUUACUGAGGACUUCUCACGACUCCGACAUCUGUUCUCGAAAAUACUUUAUAUUACAGGGCGAUUCAAAAAGAAGUGCGCAAAAUUCUCCCCUCGGUAUUCAUAACUGAGAGAGCUCAACUUCAUUAUCAUGAAAGACUUAGUUUUAUCUGUACACUACAAAUGUUCGAUGUGCGCUCCAUCCGUGACCAGACCUAUCUAGGCGUUAGUCCAGUUCUGCCCAGACAUGUCCCAGCAUAUCCUCAGCUAUGGACUCCAGUUAUGGUCAUCUCAGGGCGUUUAGAUCCUGUGGCUGGGGGGAGGCAGAUACACUUAAGGAGUCAUUUAUGAACAGAGAUACGCCACUUUUGGGGAGUAUAUCUGGCUCGGAUUCUGUCGCACGCCAUGUUGUGGCAGAAUCUGUGACUUAGUCCUCGCUCACGACAGGUCUAAAAAAAGUGAGCGGGGACGGGCCAUUAGGCCGGUCUCAUUCAUCAUUUCCUAUGCCUGGUUUAGGAAGCAGACUGAAGGAAGCCAUCUUACACUUGGCAUCAGCGGUGGAUAUGCUAUAGUCAUGUACAGUCCUGCUCCUCUUCAUAACUUCGCCGGAUCCACCACCAGAUAUAGGGCUUAUUAAGAUCGGUGUCUAAAAUGCUGAUCUAACUAAAUGUGUCCCUUAGUUCUGGAUGUCACAGGGUAUUCAUGGCGUUCCUGCAGGUGUCACCCAUCUGGAAGUGGGAAGGAGCACCAUCCCGCUGAUAGACUACACUUGGCAGAUCUUCCUCCAUCUGCGGCAAUGCCUACAGCAAUCAAUCUCGGCACAGCUUCCAUUUGCUUGUUUGAACCAUCCUUUUUGAAUCACCCUGUAUUUUUCAUUUAAAAAAAACAAACAAUUCUGGAGCAUUUUUCCUCAGGGCGAGUUCACAUACGCAUUGUAUAUUCCGUUAUACCGUACCGCUAUAACAGGCUUAUAAUGGAAUUCUAGAACGGAAUGCAAAACGGAAACGUUUAGAGGCAUUUUGUUCUGAUCCGUCCUAAUAAAGUUCUUUGGGCACAAAUAAGGGUUCCAUCUUGUUCCAUUAUAGAAGAUGGAAAAAAAUCCUGUCAACAGGCCUUUUUUAUUUUUUUCCGUCUUACAUAACGGAACAGUUAUUUGUGCCCAUAGAACUCUACUAGGACGGAUCACAGCGGGAUGCCUCUAAAGGUUUCCAUAAUGCAUUUUAAAACCCUGUUAUAACGGAAUAUACAGCGCACAUGUAAAACCCGCCCUUAGACCUCUGCACUGUGCUGCAGCUUCAUUGUUCCUUGUAGACAUUUCUGACAACGAGGCGUUACCAGUUGGGGGUCAGUCCCUACACAGUCUGAUCAGUGCUGACCGUACCAGACUGUGUAGCGCCAUGUUAUCAUGAAUAUUCUGGAAGAAUAGCGGGAACGGCGUAGCACAGCAUUAUGAGAAAAGAAGCUUCAGCGUUGCAUGACUUGUCUAAAGAUGUCCGGUCCUGUGAACAUGUGAAGGCAUAUGGAGGCAAGCAUGGUGUGACCGGCGCCCAAGGACAUUGUAAUCCGCUACCAUUUCAUAUAACUUUGAUAAAGCUUGCUUGCAAUUUUAUAUUUCUAUUAUACAUUGUACUAAUAAAAAGGAAGUUUAAGUGCG